AUGAGUUGUGGAUUCGUAAUCCUUUUUCUUUGUGAUAUUGACUGUAUCGAUGACAUGAGACUUGCCAACGAUGAGCUAACUGAUUUGAAAACAAAGUCCUUGUUAAAAAUGUAUUUCGAUUCAAAAACUCUUGGAGAGUUUUGGUCUUUAAGAGAAGCCUACCCAUUGCUUGUAAAACGAGCUAUGGCAGCAAUUAUUCCGUUUACUACAGUAUAUCUUUGCGAAGCGGGAUUUUCCACACUUGCCACAAUAAAAACAAAACAUCGAAAUAGACUGAAUGUCGAACAUGAUAUGCACGUUGCUUUGUCGAAAAGCAUCCCUCAAUUCAAUCUGUUAAUCAAGGAAAAGCAGCAACAGCCUUCAUAUUAA
Messenger RNA from Stegodyphus dumicola, 369 nucleotides. Its product is annotated as protein ZBED8-like. Lineage: Eukaryota; Metazoa; Arthropoda; Arachnida; Araneae; Eresidae. The record is from RefSeq and is a predicted model, not a curated record.